This is a messenger RNA of Knipowitschia caucasica, 240 nucleotides long. The record is from the annotation of a GenBank genome assembly. Lineage: Eukaryota; Metazoa; Chordata; Actinopteri; Gobiiformes; Gobiidae.
AUGUUCCCAUCUGCUACGGCCACUUUCCGCUCUGUAAGACGAUCCCGGUUCCCCUGGCAUCACAUCUGUCACAUCUGUCACAUGACCCGGGCGCCAAGAGUCCAGAAGCGCGCUUUUUAUUCCAGGGGGGGGGGGGGGGGGGGGGGGGGGGGAGGGGGGGGGGGGGGGGGGGGGGGGGGAGGGGGGGGGGGGGGGGGGGGGGGGGGGGGGGGGGGGGGGGGGGGGGGGGGGGGGGGGUAG